AUGAGUAGCUGGAUCUGGUCAGAUGGGAGUAACUCCUCAUACAGAUACUGGAACAAGGAUGAGCCAAACGGUGGUGUGGAUGAUCUCUGUGUGCAGUUGUUUAGCCCUGAAUACAAGUGGAAUGAUGCAGGCUGCAAAUGGGAAAAUCCAUUUAUCUGCUAUAAAAAUCUUUCACUCAUCCUGAUUAAUCAGAACAAGACGUGGAGAGAAGCUCUGAGAUAUUGCAGAGAGAAUCAUGUGGAUCUGGUCUCUGUUCACACUGAGGAAAUUCAGCACUGGGUGGAAACAGCUGUUAAUUAUGCCUCCACUGCUAAUGUGUGGAUGGGUCUGCGUCACACCUGCACCCUGAGCUUCUGGUUCUGGGUGAGUGGACAGUCGAUCUGCUACCAGAACUGGGCUCCGGGGAACGGGACAGGGGUGGAAGACUGCAGAGGAGGAGAAAGAACAGGAGCGGUGCAGUCUGGAAGUAAGCAGUGGGUCAGUCUGCCAGAGGACCAGAGACUCAACUUCAUCUGCACUGUUUAAGAGAUCUAGAAGAUCACACUGAUACUGAGUCACCAUUUCUUCAUCAACAGGAUUUUGAUGCAUUCUUUGAUACACAUACAAGUCAG
This is a messenger RNA of Colossoma macropomum (tambaqui), 611 nucleotides long. Its product is annotated as macrophage mannose receptor 1-like. The transcript is spliced from 4 exons. Lineage: Eukaryota; Metazoa; Chordata; Actinopteri; Characiformes; Serrasalmidae. Bases 1 to 525 code for a protein of 174 amino acids. The record is from RefSeq and is a predicted model, not a curated record.